Messenger RNA from Cantharellus anzutake, 1827 nucleotides. Its product is annotated as kinase-like domain-containing protein. The transcript has 8 exons. The record is from RefSeq and is a predicted model, not a curated record. Gene Ontology annotation, biological process: mitotic DNA damage checkpoint signaling; protein phosphorylation. The coding region runs from base 1 to 1827 and encodes 608 amino acids. Gene Ontology annotation, cellular component: nucleus. Gene Ontology annotation, molecular function: protein serine/threonine kinase activity; ATP binding. Lineage: Eukaryota; Fungi; Basidiomycota; Agaricomycetes; Cantharellales; Hydnaceae.
AUGAAUUUCGUGUUUCUUUCCAAUCACUCGAGUAAUCCACUUCAGGUACCAUCAGACGACCCAAUAAACGCGUCUUUCGUUGAGCGCAUACGACCUGCAGUUGAAGCGGAGAAAUUACGUGCUGUCCAGGGGUUGCCGCCCAUCACGAGCUCUGACCCAACAAAAACUCUGACAGAAGAGAGAUGCAUUUCAGAUGACAAUCUGUUUGCCCCCCACGAGGGAAUGCGUGCGGACCCUUGUGAUCAUGGUCUUGUUCUCGCUAAUGAGAUCGAAGAAGACGUGGAUGACGUGCAGAUACAGAUACCUUCCGAUGGAGAGGAGGGGGAGCCGGUUAUCCUUCCGCGACAGGCUGUUUUGGCCGAUUCGGAUUCUGACGAGGACCCUUUGCUUCAUAGACACCCUAAGGAUCGGAAACUCGGCGAAUACGUUCUGAUAGAUCGGCUUGGUGAAGGUUGGCACGUCAUCUGUUUAGAUUGGAAGUGCGUUAUGGGUUCACAAUUUAGCUCUACGACAGGCACAUUCUCUUCUGUAUACAAAGCUAUCGAUCUUAAUCAUGCCCGGUAUGCCGAAGUGCCUUGGCUACGUGAUCUACAACCCCUAUUGCCUCCGAGGUCCAAGCGUUAUGUUGCUAUGAAACGUAUCUAUGUUACUUCGAGUCCUGCUCGCAUUGCGAACGAACUAUCAAUUCUGGAGGAUUGCAGGGGUUGCCGGAACGUUUCUCAACUGAUAACUGCCUUUCGAGCUAGGGACCAAGUGGUGGUCAUCAUGCCAUAUGUUAAGAAUGUUGAUUUCCGAGAUUUUUACACCAGGAUAACAAUACCUGGAAUACAAUCAUAUUUCCGUUGUCUUUUCCGAGCGUUGCGUGACAUUCAUGCGAGAGGAAUUGUUCAUCGGGACGUGAAACCCGCGAACUUCCUCUUUGAUCCUGACACAGGGCACGGGACACUCUGCGAUUUCGGACUGGCACAGCGCCUCGAAUCCGAAGUAUCAUCGUCUUGCCUUCAUACAUCUCCAAAGCCUUCGGACCCGCAUGGAACCCAUAAGCACCUCAGAAGCAUUCAGGUUGAUCGUAUUAAGGCUAAGGCAAUGGAAGCACGGAAACGUUCACAACACCCCAGCGAACGUGUUGGAAUACCAAUGGACGACACAAGGCCAAGUGUCAAGGCUAAUCGUGCAGGUACCAGGGGGUUUCGUGCACCAGAAGUUCUUCUCAAAUGCCCGGAUCAGUCACCAGCUUUGGAUAUUUGGUCUGCUGGAACAAUUCUUCUCUCAAUCUUGGCCUGCAAGUUUCCAGUGUUCCAAGCCAGCGAUGACAUCGAAGCACUCAUGGAAUUAGCUGCAAUUUUUGGGCGUAAAACGAUGGAGAAAUGCGCACGAUUGCACAACCACGCAGGGGUGUCUUGGGAAGAUUUGGUCACGAAGAUCAACCCAUAUUUGUUGCAAACUCCAUCCUCUCAGACCGUCCCCGAGACUGUCGCGAAGCACAAUCAUUUCAUGAAGCAGGCUAUCGACCUGCUGUCAAAGUGCUUACAUUGGGACGCAACGGCGCGUACAACUGCUCGAGAGGCUUUAUAUGAGCCGUUCUUACACUCUAAUAGCAAGGAUGACCUUGAUGAUGAUCAGCAAUUCCCACAUCCCCCUGGCGAAGGCACAUGCAGCCGCCUUCAUUACCUUGACGAGCAUAAUCAACAUGUUGUAAUGAUCCCUGUGGAUGAUACGAAAUAUAUAACGAAGGUCCUCCGGUCGGGAGAGGGUAUCGCCAUUGGGGAAACAAAGUGUGAGUUCCAUCGGGACCCACAUGCGGUGGCGUUUGGAGAGGAUGCGUAG